Molecule: messenger RNA, 205 nt
Organism: Periconia digitata
Lineage: Eukaryota; Fungi; Ascomycota; Dothideomycetes; Pleosporales; Periconiaceae
Source: the annotation of a GenBank genome assembly
CAACGAUAAGGUGGUCCAGGGGGGAAUAAUGUUCUGGGGGAUGUUUUUGUACGGUCCGAAGGUACCCAGAAGAUUGACGCCCUUGUGUGGCUUUCUUGUGUCGUCGGCAAAGACAGGCUACGGCGAUGCACCAGAUGCGAGCAAGCGGCGAUCAGCAAAUGAGAUGGAGCAAGUCAAGACGGAACAGGAUCGAAGGGGAGGAUGA